Messenger RNA from Phytophthora sojae, 843 nucleotides. RefSeq lists its product as hypothetical. The coding region runs from base 1 to 843 and encodes 280 amino acids. The transcript has 3 exons. Gene Ontology annotation, biological process: transmembrane transport. Gene Ontology annotation, molecular function: transmembrane transporter activity. The record is from RefSeq and is a predicted model, not a curated record. NCBI's taxonomy places the organism in Eukaryota, Oomycota, Peronosporomycetes, Peronosporales, Peronosporaceae. Gene Ontology annotation, cellular component: membrane.
AUGACCAAGACGCAUUGGGUGAUGGAGAGUCCUAUCAGCUCUCUGUCCAUCCUUUUCCGCAAUAAAUUGUUCAUGCGGCUGACGUGCUUGAUCGUGAUCACGAGUUUCAUCAGGAACGGGAUUUUCCAGAUCCAGUCCUUUUCCCUGAAUACAAUUGUGGGAUUCGAUGUGAAAGACUUUGCCAACUUGAUGCUACUCGGAGGCGUCUUAGCACUGCUAGGACAGGGGCUACUGGUGAAGGCGCUGGUGGGCUGCUUCAAGGAGAAAGGCGUGAUCAUCAUCGCGCUGAUCGCCAGUCUGAUGAAGACGGGCGGCUUUGCCGGUGCCGCGUUUUACCCGCACAAAUGGGUCGUAUUCCUGUCGUUCAUCCCUGGUUGCAUCGGAGACCUCACCUUCCCCGCCAUAUCGGCUCUCAAGUCAAUGAACGUCUCGGAGAAGGAACAAGGACGUCUUCAAGGCGCAAUCUAUGGCGCUCGAUCAGUUUUUGACGCAAUCGGCCCCAUCGUCUUCUCCUCGCUGUACGCUGCGAUGACCCGGCAGUCCCUUCUGUCCGAAGCUCUCCCGUACAUCGUUGCCUCGUGCGUCUACGUCGUCGGGAUCGCAGUGGCUGUCUCGCUACCCGUGAGCAAGACGCCCCCGUCGCGGAGUGAAGUCGCUGUUGAACCUGCUCCUUUGCCGCCACCCGUGUCGGACGAAACUCCGGCUUUGGCUUCCGUGUACUUCGAGACUGACAAGGAUGAAGUGGAAAAGGGCGACAGAGUGGAGUAUGCCACUAGCUCCAUGCUGGAUGACGACCAAUUGCUCUCUGAGCCUUCGCUAGGAGCGAACUCCUCUGAAGUGUAA